Messenger RNA from Thunnus maccoyii (southern bluefin tuna), 441 nucleotides. RefSeq names its product complement C1q and tumor necrosis factor-related protein 9-like. The transcript is spliced from 2 exons. The coding region runs from base 1 to 441 and encodes 146 amino acids. The record is from RefSeq and is a predicted model, not a curated record. Gene Ontology annotation, molecular function: protein binding. Lineage: Eukaryota; Metazoa; Chordata; Actinopteri; Scombriformes; Scombridae.
AUGGCUAAUGAACCUGGUCGAGGAGACAGCAUCUCUCCAUCAGGCACAACUGUUGCCUUCACAGCCAAGCUGAGCGUGAGUGACAGCUACCCCUGUCACUCUGGAGUCCUGAAGUUUGCCAAUGUGCUGAUCAAUGAGGGAGGAGGCUACAGUCCUGACACAGGUCUCUUUACCUGUUCCGUGGAUGGCCUCUAUCACUUCACUGUGCAUGUGUCUGUGUAUGGCCGUGGGCAGUGUGCUAUAUUCAAGAAUGGAGAGAAAGUAGUGUCUCUGUAUCAUACCUCUCUACCUGAUAAAUGUAGCCAAGUGGCCAGUAUGAGCAGUUUAAUCAGACUGUCCAAAAAAGAUGAGGUCUGGGUGAACAUCUGGGGGCCUGGCAGAAAUGAUAUCUUUGCAACUGAUGAUAAUGACACUGUCUUUGCUGGGGUUCGUUUGGGUUAA